Messenger RNA from Spinacia oleracea (spinach), 1502 nucleotides. RefSeq names its product F-box/LRR-repeat protein At3g26922-like. The transcript has a single exon. The record is from RefSeq and is a predicted model, not a curated record. Gene Ontology annotation, molecular function: protein binding. The coding region runs from base 54 to 1457 and encodes 467 amino acids. NCBI's taxonomy places the organism in Eukaryota, Viridiplantae, Streptophyta, Magnoliopsida, Caryophyllales, Amaranthaceae.
CCAAAUCUUGUAUCCUGGGUCUAAGAUCCAAACUCUGUGCACUUUAAUUUACUAUGGGACCCAAAAGAAGUAAAGUAAUGAGCACUCUGGAUUCAAAAGAUCAUCAGAUUGAUCGAUUGAGUUCACUUCCGGACAAUCUCCUUAUAGAUAUUCUCUCUCGUCUUCCUCUCAAAUCUGCCGCCAUAACCUCUGUCUUAUCCCGCCAAUGGCGUUAUAUCUGGACCCAGAUUACCAAUAUUGUCUUGGACAUGGCUUCACGAACUAGCUGGAAUUGGAAUGGAUGUGUCUUCACGACUGCCAAUGGCAUUCUUUGGCAGCUUACCUCUCCGAAAAUUCACCGUUUUGAACUUUGUUUACCUUUUUCUACCAAGGGGAUGAAGAAAGUUCGUUUUUCGUAUGUAGAAUCAUGGAUUCAUGAUAUAUGUGUCCGAAAUACAGAUUACAUCCAGGUACAAGGUUCUUGCAUGUGGGAUAAUUAUCCAAUACCGACUUGUAUUCUUCAGUGUCAAUCUUUGGUAGUCCUUCAAUUGAUUGGAGGUAUUUCUAUAAAAGUACCUCAUGGUGGACUUGUUGUUAGUCUUCCUAAACUUAAGAAAUUUAAUUUCUCUGUGGAGGUUUUGGAUUGUGAAUUGUUGGCCAAACUUUUUAGGUCUUGUCCACUUUUGGAAGAUUUAACUCUGGCGGGUGAAUUUUUGGAGAGUGAACAAUGUUUUGAUUUAUCAGUUCAUAAUCUCAAAAUAUUGGUUAUUAAGGCGAGUGUUUAUCCACAACCUAAACACGAAAAAUUUGUGAUCAAUGCGUCAAAGCUUCAAGAAAUUACAUUAUGUGGUACUAAUUUGGAUUUUGUUCGUUUUGUCAAUUAUUCGAAUGCCUUAAUCACAGCAAAUAUUCGGUUAAAGUCUAUUUUAAUGGACAAAGUUGAUUAUCUUAGUCGAACAACGGAUUUGGCUCGGUUGAUUUCUAGUGUAAGCUCCCUUAAUCUGAAUUCCACUAUUUUAAAGGCUUUUACAGAGUUGGAGACUGAUCUUCUUCCGGUGUUUGAUAAUUUGUCUAGUCUAAGCAUUACGUUGGGUGAUGGUUAUGGUAGCUGGAAUGAUAUGCUUCAAUUUCUAAGGCGGUCUCCGAAAUUAGAGUUCCUUCGUAUAUCAUUGCCACAAGUAUUCAGAUGGGAUAUAUCAGAACAAUGGUCUGGUUGUUGGAGUCGGUUGAAAAGGAUAGGGAUAAAAUACAUUAAUGGGACUGAUGCUGAUGUUGAGAUGAUCAAGUACUUGUUGAAUCAUGCAAAAGAAUUAGAGGUAUUAUCGGUUUAUGUUCGUGUACCGGGUAAUAACAAAGCAAAAAUGUCAUUUUUACGUGAGAAAUUGUUUGGACUUCAGAAGUACUCAACAUGUAAAAUCAAAUUUUAUGGUCGGUAUGGACUUCAUUCCCCGCCAAUGACCAAUGAAGUAGGACUGUAGGAGUAUUCGUGUUACAGUUAAUAAAUAAAUAAGUCUUUUAUGUGA